Molecule: messenger RNA, 1278 nt
Organism: Nannospalax galili (Upper Galilee mountains blind mole rat)
Lineage: Eukaryota; Metazoa; Chordata; Mammalia; Rodentia; Spalacidae
Gene: Becn2
Product: beclin 2
Exons: 1
Coding region: 1-1278 (425 amino acids)
Biological process (GO): cellular response to nitrogen starvation; autophagosome assembly; late endosome to vacuole transport
Cellular component (GO): phosphatidylinositol 3-kinase complex, class III, type I; phagophore assembly site; phosphatidylinositol 3-kinase complex, class III, type II
Source: RefSeq, a predicted model, not a curated record
AUGUCUUCUGUCUGCUUUCUGUGCCAGCGCUGCAGCCAGCCCCUGAGAUUCAGCCAGCUCUCAGAACAGCAAGGUGGACCGCAGGAAGAAGAGCCCUUGGACGCCCAGGACCAUGCCAGCCUCUCCGAAAAGAUGCCAGUUUCUGGGAAAUUACAGGCCAGUGCCUCCAGCAAACCCCUUCCUGACUGUGUUGGGACAUCCGAGGAAAGUGGCACUUGCUUCACCUUGAUCGGUGAGGUUGCCUCCAUGAAAAGUUUGAACAGCAUCCAAAACGCCACCUUAGAAGUCUUUGAAAUCCUCUCUGGCCAAAAAGAUGUGGGUAACCCGCUGUGCGAGGACUGUACCGACAAUCUAUUGAUGCACCUAGAUGCCCAACUCACUCUGAUAGAAUCUGAUAUCCAGAGCUACAGACGGUUUGUGGACAGCGAGGCGAUGGGUGAGGAGGAGAGGGAGACGUUGCAUGCAGAGCUGCGGGCUGAGCUGAGGGGCCUGGAGCAGGAGGAGGCCAAGCUGGCUCAGGAACUAGAGGACAUGGAACAACAUCAGGCGGAAGUGUCCGAGGAGCUCAGGGCCACCCAGGCAGAGACCGAGGAGCUGUACCAACAGAAGAAACAGUACCAGAAGGAAUACUCCGCGUUGACGUGGCAACAGCUGGAGCUGAUGGACCAGCUGAGCAGUGUGGAGAACCAGCUGCAGUACGCCCAGAGGCAGCUGUGGCGACUGAAGAAGACCAACAUCUUCAAUACCACCUUCACCAUCAAGGAUGACGGCCCGUUGGGCAUCAUCAACAACUUUAGGUUGGGCUGCCUCCCGGGGCUCCGAGUGGGGUGGAAUGAAAUCAGCGCUGCCUGGGGGCAGACGGUCUUGCUGCUGCUGGCCUUGUCCAAGACAGUUGGACUUCAGUUCCAGAGGUACCAACCUGUCCCCUGCGGAAACCAUUCCUACCUCAAGUCUUUGACAAGUGAUGGGGUGAUGCUGCCCUUAUUCUCCGACGGGAGUCACAGUGUUUUCUUGAAUAACAAAUUUGACCUCGGAAUGACGGCUUUUCUAGACUGCCUUCAGCAGUUGGUGGUGGAGGUUGGGAAGGGCAAAGAGGACCUCUGUCUUCCCUAUGUGAUCCAUGUGAAGGAAGGCCUGAUUGAGGAUGCUUGGGGCAGACAGGAGUGCUGCUCCAUCAGGACUCACCUGAACACUGAGCAACAGUGGACACAGGCUCUCAAGUUCAUGCUUAUCAACUUGAAGUGGAUUCUUUCUUGGGCUUCUGUAAGGUACUGUUAA